AUGACUCAAAAAGCCAUCAUGGGAAGUGUUUUGUCUGACUACCUUGGCCAUCAACCCGUGGAGGGUUACCAGCCGAUCAAGUUUGAGUUUUUCGAUGAAGACAUCAUGUUCAUCAGAGACUACAAUAUUCCUGGCCCUGGCGAAGGACCCGAACCAAGAGCGCAAUGGACGCCCGUGUUCGAUGGUACCUCUAAUGCUAAAGGCCAUGGAAUAGGGGAAUUAAUUACAUCUCCGACUAGUUUUCAUAUUUCGUUCACCACCAGACUUUACUUUGAUUGCACAAACAACAUGGCCGAAUAUGAAGCAUGCAUCUAUGGUAUUGAAGAAACCAUCGACUUGAGAGUCAAGAUUCUUGAAGUGUUUGGAGACCUUGCUUUAGUAAUCAGUCAAGUCAGAGGGGAUUGGGAAACUCGGGAUAAGAAGCUAAUUCCGUACAUAGAACAUAUUGUCAAACUAAUUCCCUAUUUUGAUGAAAACACCUUUCAUUAUUAUUCCGAGGGAAGAGAAUCAGUUAUCCGAUGCUCUUGCAACUCUUUCAUCCAUGUUUAA
Molecule: messenger RNA, 549 nt
Organism: Lathyrus oleraceus (garden pea)
Lineage: Eukaryota; Viridiplantae; Streptophyta; Magnoliopsida; Fabales; Fabaceae
Exons: 1
Coding region: 1-549 (182 amino acids)
Molecular function (GO): RNA-DNA hybrid ribonuclease activity; nucleic acid binding
Source: RefSeq, a predicted model, not a curated record